Messenger RNA from Cyclocybe aegerita, 624 nucleotides. Lineage: Eukaryota; Fungi; Basidiomycota; Agaricomycetes; Agaricales; Hemipholiotaceae. The record is from the annotation of a GenBank genome assembly.
AUGGACUACCUGACCAAGCUGACCCUCCAAGGAAAGUUUGCGAAGCUGCCGCUGAUGGUUGGAGCAACAGCCAACAAGACUCUAUCUGAAGGAAUCGACAUCGCAGCUGUGAUGAGGGUGUUCUUCCCUUCAAUCUUGGAUGGGGACAUCCAGGCUGUUGGGUCGAAUUCUCCAUUAUUGCAAGCAUACCUGGUGCUCGAUUUCACCUCCUCUCAAGAUCUGAAAUUCCAGACAAUUACGGGCAGCUCUGAGUUUGGAUGCGCCGGGAGCUGUAGCGCCCUUGAAGCUCUCACAGUGGGUACCAGCACAGGGUAUGUUGAAUCUGCCUGCCCUUUUGCUCCUCCAUCAGUUUCUGAUGACGUUCCAGAUUCAAUGGAGCCACGACCUUUCACCCUCUCUCAGCAACCAAAUGAAGCCUUUGCAGAGGAGCUUGUAGCAUACUGGCUUCCGUUCUUGCGCUCAGGUGACCCAAAAACUUUCAAGCUUCCCCGAUCACCCGUUUGGAAGCAAUACACCCCAAAAGCAGCAAGGAUGAUUCUGAAAGCUGGCCCAGAGGCUGAUGACGGUCAAGCAGCUGAAUUAGGACUCACGCCACCCAAGCACAUGAUCCAACACAUUGCAUAG